Messenger RNA from Clonostachys solani, 1653 nucleotides. The record is from the annotation of a GenBank genome assembly. Lineage: Eukaryota; Fungi; Ascomycota; Sordariomycetes; Hypocreales; Bionectriaceae.
AUGUGCUUCACCUCGCAUCUUAGUACUCUCGCCCCGGAGAUCCUACAGCUCAUCAUUGAGCAUACACACGCUUCAGCCCACUGGCCUCUUGCGCGGACGUGCAAACAUAUAUACCUCAACUCACUCCCAAUCCUCGGCCGCCAUCGCAAGGCAUACCAAGAGUAUCGAAUAACUUCUGAUUUUGAUCCCUGGACUAUCUCUAAACUCUUGUGGAGUAUCUUCAGUGAUGGCGCCGCUUCUAUCGAGGCAUGGCACGUCAGAGAGUUUGAGGUCUGGGUCGAGAGAGAAGAAUACCAAUCCUGGGGAGUGAAUGCCGACACUGGCAAGAGGAUUCUACAGGAGGACGUGAAGCCUAGGUCGCUCUCUAGCCACGAGAUUGACUAUUUCUGUUCUAAGAUGCUGAAGCUGCCGUAUUUUUAUGGCGAGAAUAGGGAUCUUAAUCAAGAGGUCCGGGAACAGCUUGAAGCAGGCCGAGAUAGCUCUAUUAAAGCCCUGGUCCUAGCCUAUCUGCCACGCAUCCAGACUCUGCGCUAUGCCCAGUUUGACGACGAGCGCCCGCAUGACAGCCUCAGCAUGCUGUGCGGUUUUAUUUACUGGUGCAAGUCUGCAGGGAUCUGGCUGCCUGGGCUAAAUUCACUGGAAGGAGUUGCUGUCGCUAUAGGCCUGGACCGAGCCGGAGUCGACCCCCCGGGAUACUUAAGGAGGAAUGCUGAUGAGUUCUGCGCCUUAUUAUGCUUACCAAACCUCGCUGAAAUUUAUUUUUCUCAUCUGGAUGGAGGACUUCCACUGCGGAGGAAGACUCGUCUUUUCCCAGAGGACAUCCAACCCUCACUGGCAACAUCGUCGGUCCAGACAAUUAUUCUUGAUAUGCUAGAAUACGAGCUCAGCGACAAACUAAUAGACUUUAUUAGUAGCACCCCGCGCCGACUUAAAAAUUUAGCUAUCCGUUUCGACGACAACAACAACCACGAAAAUGAUUCUCCGGAAAGUGCCGAGAGGUUGAUCCUCAAGCUUGCUAAACACCAAAGCUUAUCUCUCCAGCGGCUAUGCAUACACGAUGACCGACAAGAUGACACACCGGCGGACAUAAACUGGAGGACCCCAGGCCAGCUCAAGUCGUUUGGGGACCUUCGCGUAGCCAACGUGAGCUGGAAGGCAAUAGAGGCCAACCUAGACCUUACCAAAGACGUCCGAUCCCGAUCCCGAUCCGAGCUUCUUGGUCAGCUUUUCGAGGUGUUCCGACGUGGUCUGCCGGCUACAAUGGAAGUCAUUACAUUCAGCCAGUUUGAAAGUGAUGACCCUAUUUUCUUACAGGGGGAGGAGAUUAAUGAGUCUGACUUAGAAUAUCUAGAUGACGCGGUCGAAGUAAUGAUCACAUCGAGGUAUUAUAAGAACCUUAAGGCUGUUUUUCUACAAGAUAUUCAGAAUCAGGUAUCUUAUUUAUUUGGUUACAGUCUCCGCUUUCUUAAAACUAUGAAGGCAGCAGAUAGUCAGGGUAUCUAUAUUUAUGUAACGGGAAGUAAGCCCCUCCCUGGACUUAGCACUAAUGGCGAGUUCGUGCCCUUUCCAAGGAGGGAUUGCAUGGUGACGGGUCAAUUUCAGACUGAAAACCGACAACGUCUCUACUGCACUAAGCGGCGUGAUUUUAGGUAG